UUGAACGAUCACGACAUGACUGUUUAAAUGUUAAGUGAUGGAGGCAGACGUCCGCAGACUGUGAUUCACUCUUAAGGAGGGGAGAGCGAGAGAGGCAGGGAUAGAGAGAGAGAAAGAAAGACAGAGAAAGACAGACAGAGAGAGAGAGCUUUGGUUCAGUCUCUCUUCUCCUCUCCAGGCUCCCCCACUGUUGAAAGCGCGCAGGGAGGACGGAGGCAUCAUGGAGCGGAUGGAGUCCAUGGAGCCGAUCUCGGCGAACUACACCACGGCUUACCCGGAGAUCCAGCCCGACAGCGGCUACGGCUCCGGAGAGACCGAGAGCCAGGCGAAGACUCCACCAGCCCCGACGUAUGACGAGGACUUAGUGCACAAGACAAUCCUGGUCGGGGACAGUGGAGUGGGAAAGACGUCUCUGUUGGUGCAGUUCGAUCAGGGCAAGUUCAUUCCUGGCUCCUUCUCUGCAACAGUGGGCAUUGGAUUCACGAACAAAGUGGUGACUGUGGACGAUGUAAAGGUCAGACUACAGAUUUGGGACACAGCAGGACAGGAGAGGUUCAGAAGUGUGACACACGCAUAUUACAGAGACGCACACGCUUUACUCCUCCUGUAUGACAUCACCAGCAAAUCGUCUUUUGACAACAUCAGGGCAUGGCUAACAGAGAUCCAUGAGUAUGCGCAGAGCGACGUAGUCAUCAUGUUGCUGGGCAACAAGGCCGACAUGAGCAGUGAGAGAGCGAUCAGGAGAGAUGAAGGAGAGAGGCUGGCCAGGGAGUAUUCAGUUCCCUUUAUGGAGACGAGUGCCAUGACCGGAGUCAACGUAGAGCUGGCCUUCACCGCUGUGUCCAAGGAGCUGAAGCACCGAGCCAUCCAGCACCCCAGCGAACCAAGUUUCCAGAUCCAUGAAUACAUAGAAGCACGGAAGGAGAAGUCAGGCUGCUGCAGCUACUUCUGAAUCUCCAGAGUCCUCCUCCAUACACUCUGCCUGAACAGACUGCUGAGUAGGAGGAUGUCCUGUUAACUCACUGCUGCUCCCAAAAUAUGAUGGUGCCAUUCACCCAAGACAAAAAGCCAAAAGAAGAGCAGUGGAGGACGAACCAAGCUACAAACUCCAAAAACUGCUGAGAGCAGUUUCUCCAAUACUUUAGACUGAUUUGUAUCAUUAUGAUCAAUAUAGAUCAUUAUUAUCUACUGAAUAUUUGUAGACAGUUGAAGCAAAGCCUUACAGUAUGCUAUUUGCUUUCUAUAGGAGAGUGAGAUGAUGAGGUCAAUACAAUUUCAUAGGUCAACUAGUUUAGCAUAUACAGAAGGUAGAAGUACACAUCUAGCCUAGAUAUCCCACUGUCUUUUCUUAUCACACCUGAACACAUGUCAACGUGAUAAGAAUUACUAAGAUGACCAAAAAUUCCUUUCAUGUGUUCUUUGAAUUCUAAGUUGCAGCCAGCCACCAGGGGGUGAUCAAGAUCAUUUUGCUUUACUUAUGAGGAGCCAUCAUGUCGACCAUCUUUAUAUACAAUCAGUGGUACAAAUACAUUUGUUCGAUACUUACAGGUAAUUCAAGUAAAUUCAUGGUAUUCUCGUAUCACUAACGUCAGCAUGCUAUCAUGUUCAUAAUGAUGAUGCUAGCAUGUGUGAUACACAAUAAAAGGGUUACCAUCUUUUGUUUUGCAUGGUGAUAUGCUAAAAUGUACUAAUAACCACGAAACAAACAAUACAGCUGAGGUUGUUAUAGGAACACUUGCAAUCACAGUCUAUUCUCAGGGAAUAUGAAUUUCUGAAUCAAAGUUUUAAUCGUCUUUGUUGAGACAUCUCAGCAGAAAACACAGGUCAACAUUAACUUUAUGGUGGCGCUGCAUCCUCUGAUGAGCAUGAACAUCUGCACACAUUUCCAUGUUAAUUGGUAUUUGUUGUUCCUAACACUGCUAAAAAAUACACCUACAGCUACAUGUAGGCCUGCCACAAUUUUUUUCUUGCUGUGUACAUGUACACAGUCACUGCUCAGUUGUUCAAGAAUGAAAACUAUAAACUUCCUUUUUUACAUUUGUUUUUGUUAGAGGAGAUAGAGGAAAUUGAGUAGAAGUGUUUAGUCAUAUUUUAGACAAGGGUAGGAUGCUAGCUGGUGUGGCAAUAUGAGUAGUAUUAACCUUGUCAUCUAACGCUCAGCAAGAAAGCAAAUGAGGCUGUUUUCCAACAUGUCAAACUAUUCCUAUUUAUUAUUUAUGCAAGAUCAUUUUCGUUGAUAUUUUUUGAUCAUUCGCCUUACAAAGUCACUGCCGCACCACCAUCGUUGCUGCAUCCUUGUGUGUCAUGUGACCAACCAACCAAUCCAGACAAAGGCCACACACUGUGUCAUGGAUUCCGAUUCAAAGCCAAGUGUGUGGACACAAGCCCUGCCUGUCCGUGACUAAAUCACACUGCUCCAUUCUUCAGAAACUCCUCCAUAGGUGACAGCUGGAGAAAAUGCUGAUGUGUCAAUGAUGAAAAAAAAUGUUUUGGUCACCUGACAUGUGGAGGAUGGAAGAUUGCUUCAUAAAACUAAACUGAAUAUGAGAUACAAUAAUCUGUGGUUGGAUUUCGGAUUUUGUCCUUCAUUUCGGAAACACCUAUGUAUUUGUGAGUGAGUCAACAGACUUUUGAUAAAUGUUUUGUUAACAUGUUGGCUGCAUUGUUUUCUCCUAAAAUGUAUAUUUAUUUAUCUAUUUAUUUAUUUCCGUUUGCAUGUUUGCUGGAUUGCAUGUAGCAGAUCUGUGUGCAUUGCCUCCAGAACAUACAGUAUUAAAAUCUAUUUAUAUUUACAUCAAGAUUAACAUAGAAAUGUGAACAAUUAAUGUGGAUUCCUAAUCAUAUUUCAGCUCAGGGUUCUCAGGGUUACAUUUUGUUUUGAAAUACAAUAUCUCGUGCAUAACAAGACCACCUAUUAAAGCUGCAUACUUUAAUAAGUAUUUAUUUAGGGUUGAAUAUCUGGCAACAAUGUGGGUUUGAUCUUCAUGCUCUCUUUUUGGUCAGCACUAACUCCUGAGAUACCUGGUUCUUUGGCUGCUGUGUGCUAUGCUUUGCAGCUUUGUCUGUCUGCCAGACGCCCGAACAUUUACAAAACAAUUCCACACAUAUUCAUUUCCACCAGUGGUUAUAUACAACUAUUGUUUGGUGCAGAUCCAAAGCACUGAUGAUGUCACAGGAAGGGUUUCAUGUUUAAAAAAAGCAUGUUUAUGAACUUCCUUUUGACAACGGUAUGCAAUGCUCUUCUGCAAAUAUUUGAUAUUGAUCGAUAAUUGUAUGCUUUUUGUCAGCUCUGGGCAGCUCAGGUCUAAUACACUUUAUGAUCUACAAUGACUCAGAUUAUGAUAUGAUAGACUUUGUAUGCACUGAACAGUUGUUUGUUGUCGGGCCACUAACUGCUACAAGUUAUAUUUGAUGUGUUGUAUGCUGCAGAACAAAUAAAUUAUUUUAACUGAA
Paralichthys olivaceus (Japanese flounder) is the source of this 3453-nucleotide messenger RNA. RefSeq names its product ras-related protein Rab-37-like. Gene Ontology annotation, molecular function: GTPase activity; GTP binding. Gene Ontology annotation, biological process: regulation of exocytosis. The record is from RefSeq and is a predicted model, not a curated record. Lineage: Eukaryota; Metazoa; Chordata; Actinopteri; Pleuronectiformes; Paralichthyidae.